CCUUGGAUUUAGUUGGUUCCCAUCAUCUGGGAAUUCAACAGCCGCCUUUUUGUUUAGUUUUUUAUCCCUGGAGAAGAGGACAUUGCGGAUUGCUAAUGGAUACGGACGUCAAAGAAACCGGAAGUCAUCAGUCGGUUGUCGAGCAGAUUCACACCGAGGAUGAGAGACCGGAGGCCAAAAUAGACGAGAAACCAGAACAGCAACUCGAUCACAAACACGACAAUGCUGAUAACAAGUCUCUAUCGUCGAAAAGAUCAAAUUCAAUCGGUGUUGAAGAAAGCACACACGUGCCGACAGCAGAAAGCGAUGCUGACAUCAAACCAUCCAUUCAGGUAGAUGAAGAAAAAUCGUCUUCAUUGUCAAUUAAGGAAGAUUCGAUAUCAAUUGGCAAAGAAGAGAAGUUAACUGACAGCCAUGCAUCAUCGGCGUCAAUGACUUCGUCCGCGACAUCCAUUGAAGAGGUUAAACAAAUGACUAAACGCCAGUACAUGACCGUCAUUAUCCUGUGUUUUGUUAAUCUGUUAAAGUACAUGGAUCGCUUCACUAUCGCAGGAAUUUUGCCGGAGAUUCAAUGUUUUUUCGAUAUCAGUGACGCGCAAGGCGGUUUGCUCUCAACUGCUUUCGUGGUUUCCUACAUGCUCUUCUCACCCAUCGUUGGUUACCUGGGUGACAGGUUCUCUCGCAAGCUCAUCAUGGCAAUUGGUAUUACUUUCUGGGGAAUAUCCAAUUUAGCUGGUUCGUUUUCAGAAAGUUACAGUCUCUUCUUGACGUCAAGAAUUUUGGUCGGCAUCGGCGAAUCCAUGUUUUCCACUGUUUCACCAACUAUCAUCUCCGAUGUUUGCAUUGGUGAUACUCGGUCUAAGUUUCUUAUCCUUUACUACUUUGCUAUUCCCGUCGGAAGUGGGCUAGGGUUUAUCGUCGGUGCAGCAAUGGCCAGCGCUUUUGGCUCGUGGCAGUGGGGCCUUCGAGUCACACCUUUUCUAGGUCUCAUCGCCGUCUUGCUGAUCAUAUUUAUCGUCCAAGAGCCACCAAGAGGCGAAGCCGAGGGGUCCAAGUUAUCUGCAACUUCUUAUUGGGACGAUUUGAAAUACUUGGCUACAAAUAAAAGUUACGUAUUGUCAACGGCUGGAUGCACGCUAACAACAUACGUCUCCGGUGCGUUGGCGUGGUGGGGCCCUAAAUUCAUCACGUUAGGACAGGCUACAACAUUAGGCGAAGAUGUUUCUUAUACCAGGGUGUCACUCAUAGUCGGGUUUGAAGCGGCUCUGGCUGGCGUUGUGGGUGUAGCAUCAGGAUCGCUGGUCGGACAGAAAUUAAGGAAACGUUUUCCAACGGCCGAUGCCCAAGUUUGCGCUUGGAGUAUGGUCAUCUGCGCUCCAUUACUCUAUUGGGGUUGCUACAUUGCAUCAGGUCCUCCUGUGCCAAUGUACAUCGUCCUCUUCUUCGGCCAGUGGUUCCUUAACGUUAAUUGGGCGCCCGUCGGUGACAUCCUUCUGUACGUCGUUAUUCCAACGAGACGUUCAACGGCCGAAGCUUUUUCCAUCCUUGUAUCCCACGCCCUGGGCGAUGCCGGAUCUCCUUACAUCGUUGGACUGGUAUCAGACAGUUUCAAGAAGUCAUUGACUGCUGCGGAAGAAACAAAGAUGUCAUCGUAUGAUUACUAUGGUGGUACGAUGAUGCUGGACGAAUCCUCCGCUAGCAACAACUGCUCCGGUUCUUCGUUCAUCGACAUGGAGACGGUCGACAUCGAAUUUCGAGCACUUCAGUAUUCGCUGUUUAUUACGACCAUCCUUGCGGCGCUAAGUGCUUAUUUCUUCUUCGCAAACGCUUGGUUCAUUGUCGAAGACAAGGCAGCCGCUGAUAAAGCAGUGAAAGAAAACGACGAGAUAAAACGACUGGAGAGGCUGGAAAAACAAUAAAAACAUAUAGCAGAAGGGGUAUUGAUCGCAUGCCAAAUACAAAUGAAUUGUAAUAAAUUCUAAGCCAAGAUUUGA
Messenger RNA from Daphnia carinata, 1994 nucleotides. Its product is annotated as protein spinster-like. Lineage: Eukaryota; Metazoa; Arthropoda; Branchiopoda; Diplostraca; Daphniidae. The record is from RefSeq and is a predicted model, not a curated record. Gene Ontology annotation, cellular component: membrane. The transcript has 11 exons. Gene Ontology annotation, molecular function: transmembrane transporter activity. Bases 96 to 1919 code for a protein of 607 amino acids. Gene Ontology annotation, biological process: transmembrane transport.